Messenger RNA from Priapulus caudatus, 2120 nucleotides. Its product is annotated as zinc metalloproteinase nas-36-like. NCBI's taxonomy places the organism in Eukaryota, Metazoa, Priapulida, Priapulimorpha, Priapulimorphida, Priapulidae. The coding region runs from base 159 to 1961 and encodes 600 amino acids. Gene Ontology annotation, biological process: proteolysis; molting cycle, collagen and cuticulin-based cuticle. The record is from RefSeq and is a predicted model, not a curated record. The transcript is spliced from 14 exons. Gene Ontology annotation, molecular function: metalloendopeptidase activity; zinc ion binding.
UAUUCGCUACCGGAGAUUCCACGGCUGUCGUGUGUGUGCGCGCGCGUGUAGAGAGGAAAGACAAAGAAAGAAAGCGCGAAGAUAGACGCGAGAGAGAAGAGAGGGAAGAACACUACGGUUGAUAAGGAGACAUAGAGUGUAAAACAAGUCGCAUCGCCAUGCCACCGUUGUGCGAGCGAGUGCUGCUGCUACUCACCGCAGCUUCACUAUUGCUGGGCAGUGAAGCCACCGGUGAUCGCGCCGUAUCCCUAGAAGUAAACCAGUGGGUGUCGGAGGAGGAUAGUAGCACGGGAAAAACGGGAGAUUCGCCGGGCGCGGGAGACCCGGCGGCGGUGUGUGGAGACGUAUCCUGUGAGCACUUUGGAAAGAGCGAGGAGGACUAUGAAUCAGACCAGAAACUGCUAGAGCUGCUGGUUGAGGCGGAAGCAACGGAGCGCGGAGAUAGCGUUACGGAGGACGCCGUGUCCGACGGUAUGUAUGAAGGAGACAUCGUUCUCGGGAAGAAAGAAUUGAUCCAAAUCCUGGAAGACAUCGGCGGGGGCACGGGCGACGGCACCCGCCGGAAGCGGAAGUUGACCCUGAUGGACCCCCUGUGGCCGGCGGGUCACAUUCACUACAAGUUUCACCCGAGCAUCGAGCACGACACCGAGCACAUGAUCCUGGAUGGGAUGGCGGCUUGGGAGGACCUGACAUGCCUGAAGUUCCACCCUAAAACACACGCCACCACAAACUACAUCGAAUUCGUCUCCGGCAGCGGCUGCUGGUCCUACAUAGGCAUGCAGGGAGGCAGACAGGAGAUCUCUAUUCAGAACGACUGUUGCGACUGGGAAACGCUCAUCGUGCAUGAGAUCGGGCACGCUCUGGGAUUCUGGCACGAGCAGAGCAGAUCGGACCGCGAUAGCUACCUGACCGUAAAGUGGGGCAACAUACGCAGCGACAGGAAGCACAACUUUCACAUGCGUACGUCGAGUGAAGCGACAUCCCUAGGCAUCGCCUACGACUUCAGCAGCGUGAUGCACUACGGAAACCUGGAUUUCUCUAAAAACAAUAAGUUCACCCUACUGGCGCACGAUCCAACCCUACAGCACAGCAUGGGAGACGUAACCUACAGGAAGGGCAUCACCUUCUACGACGCUAAACUCAUCAACAUGGCCUACUGCAGCUCUAGCUGCAACGGACAUGGGAGCGCGCCAUGUGAAAACAGAGGCAUGCAGAAUCCGAACGCCUGCGCAAAAUGCAUAUGUCCCGACGGCCUUCAUGGAGACUACUGCGAGGAUGCCAACCACCCUGUCGGAAACGUCGGCGGACUGACGGGAGGCAAUGUGUUUGUCCACUGCCACAGCUAUGGACACAUCUCAGCAACGCUACCUGGCGGCCAGUCGGGUUUCCCGUACGAAACCAGCGUGACGUGGCUCCUGAUUUCUCCGCCUGGCAGCACGAUCACCAUUCAUAUCAUCACCAUCGAGACAGCGUACUGGGUACACACUAGUAACGGCGUCGCCGCACCCCAGUACGGCUGCCCGGACUGGAUCGAAGUCAGAUACGACGACAUCGGAAGAGGCGGACCAAAGUUCUGCACCAACAACGAAUAUGGAUACCCAACUUUUGAAUCGACGGAAAACAAAGUGCUCAUCGUUGCUCAGACCUGGUUUUCGCCAUACGACUUGCACUUCAGGAUAGACUACGAAGUGCACUGUGGGGGCAGCUGCACGUGUCUCGAGUGGGGGUCAUGGAGCCCGUGUCAUGCCACAGCUCCCGGAUUCUGCGGGUGUCGCCGUGAGCACAGACAUUGCAUGAGCCACGCGGGAUCGUGCAGCGACGCCGAGCUGAUAGAGGAGAGGACUUGCGGACAGAUAGUAGUCGCUUGCGACGGACACACGUGCUGCGACAACUACGUGAUAAUGCACUCCUGCUACGACGUUUUCGUUGGCCACAACACACCGCAGUGCGUGCACUUUUAAUCGAUCGUUAGUUGUUGAAUUGUUUUUUCCCCUUGCGCGGGGAUCUGUUUCUAAAACGAACUUUUGUUUUGUUUACGUUUACGUUGCUUUCCAUUGUUGGAAUGAGUUUGGUUUGGUUGUUGGUUGUGUUCCAUGUAGGAAAUAAAAUCAUAAACUGCA